UCGGUCAAAAUCCAUAUCCCACUCAAAAGUCUUGGGGUUUAGGUUAAAAGCUAAAAGCACAAAACAAAAGUGGUUUGCCGUUUUGAUCUAAACAUUCCGAAAACAGAAAAUCACACUGAACUCAGAUCCAAAUCGCUGCUGGCCAGUAGUAGCAAAAGAUCUUCAGUUGCUGAUGUAAUUUGAACAACGAAGCAGCGAUUAUUGUUUGAACUUUUGAUUAGUAGGUAUGGAGAGUUAUUUGAAUGAUAAUUUUGAGGUGAAGCCGAAGAAUUCAUCGGAAGAAGCGUUGGAGAGAUGGAGGAAGCUCUGUUGGUUGGUGAAGAAUAAGAAACGACGGUUCCGUUUUACUGCGAAUCUGUCGAAGCGGUUUGAAGCUCGUGCUAUUCAGCGAUCUAAUCUGGAGAGUCUAAGAACCUUGAUGCUGGUUUCACAUGCUGCAAUUCAAUUUCUCAAUGGUAUAACCUACAGUGUUCCUGAGGAAGUCAAAGCUGCAGGCUUUCAAAUUGGUCCCGAUGAAUUAGGAUCAAUAGUCGAAGGCCGCAGUUCAGAGAAGCUAAAAGCACAUGACGGGGUUGAAGGCAUCGUGAAAAAGAUCGCCACAUCAACCACUAGUGGAAUUUCCACUUCAGAGGAUUUACUCAACAAAAGAAAAAACAUUUACGGAAUCAAUCAAUUCGCUGAAAGCCCAUCAAAGGGUUUCUUAGUUUACGUAUGGGAAGCCCUCCAAGACACAACGCUAAUGAUACUCGGUUUAUGUGCGUUUGUGUCUUUGAUUGUCGGUAUUACAAUGGAAGGGUGGCCAAAGGGUGCUCAUGAUGGUCUCGGGAUCGUUGCAAGUAUUUUACUGGUUGUAUUCGUUACUGCCACAAGUGAUUAUCGACAGUCUUUACAGUUCAAAGAUUUGGAUAAAGAGAAAAAGAAAAUUACGAUUCAAGUUACGAGAAAUGACUGCAGACAAAAGAUUUCGAUAUACGAGCUUCUUGUUGGUGAUAUCGUUCAUCUUGCCGUCGGUGAUCAGGUCCCUGCUGAUGGACUAUUUGUUUCCGGUUUUUCAUUACUGAUAAACGAAUCAAGUUUGACAGGAGAAAGUGAUCCCAGAGUUGUAACGGCUGAAAAUCCGUUCUUAUUAUCUGGAACUAAAGUCCAAAACGGUUCAUGUAAGAUGGUUGUUACUACAGUUGGAAUGAGAACCCAAUGGGGAAAAUUGAUGGCGACUUUAAGCGAAGGCGGAGAUGACGAGACCCCGUUACAAGUUAAGUUAAACGGAGUAGCGACAAUUAUUGGAAAAAUCGGACUGUUUUUUGCUGUUAUUACCUUUGCGGUUUUGGUGCAAGGACUGUUUGUACGCAAGAUGCAGGAUGGGUCCCAUUGGAUUUGGUCUGGAGACGAUGCCCUUGAGAUGCUCGAGUACUUUGCUAUUGCGGUUACGAUUGUCGUGGUUGCGGUGCCGGAGGGACUACCGUUAGCAGUGACACUAAGUCUUGCAUUUGCCAUGAAAAAAAUGAUGAAUGAUCGAGCUCUCGUUCGCCACCUGGCGGCUUGUGAAACCAUGGGUUCUGCUACUAAUAUUUGCAGCGACAAAACAGGAACGCUAACUACAAAUCACAUGACACUUGUUAAAACUUGGAUUUGCGGAGAAAUCAGGGAAGUGAAAUCGGCCUCAGCGUUCUAUUCUACAAUUCCCGAUUCGGUUGUCGGGAUAUUAGUUGAAUCAAUUUUUAAUAAUACAGGUGGAGAAGUGGUUAAAACCGAUAAGAACACUACUGAAAUUCUCGGUACACCAACUGAAACAGCACUUUUGGAAUUUGGUCUCAUGCUUAAAGAAAAACAAACCGAGCUUCAAAAGUCAAAGCUGGUCAAAGUUGAACCGUUUAAUUCUGAAAAGAAACGCAUGGCUGUUGUUCUAGAACUCCCCGAUGGAUGUUUCCGGGCCCACUGUAAGGGGGCUUCUGAAAUUAUAUUAGCUGCAUGUGAUAAAGUCCUGAAUGAAAGUGGCGAGGUUGUUACUCUUGAUAAAGAAUUAAACAACCAUUUGAAUAAAAUGAUUGAACUAUUAGCGAAUGAAGCUCUUAGAACUCUUUGCCUUUGCUAUAAGGAAUUGGGAAAUGAAUUCCAUUCCAAAGAUCCGAUUCCAUUUGAGGGGUAUACUUUGAUCGGGAUUGUGGGCAUUAAAGAUCCCGUUCGUCCAGGUGUGAAGGAAUCUGUUGCGAUUUGCAGAUCCGCUGGUAUUACCGUGCGUAUGGUCACAGGUGAUAAUAUAAACACUGCGAAAGCAAUUGCUAGAGAAUGCGGGAUAUUAACAGAUGAUGGCAUAGCCAUUGAAGGCCCGGACUUUCGUGAAAAGACCGAGGAAGAGUUGUUUAAAAUUAUUCCUAAAAUUCAGGUGAUGGCAAGAUCUUCUCCAAUGGAUAAGCAUACACUUGUGAAACUCUUGAGAACAACAUUUGAGGAGGUUGUUGCUGUUACCGGAGAUGGUACCAAUGAUGCUCCAGCACUUCAUGAAGCAGACAUUGGACUUGCAAUGGGAAUUGCAGGGACGGAGGUGGCGAAAGAGAGUGCUGAUGUGAUCAUUCUAGAUGAUAAUUUUUCCACAAUUGUCACUGUGGCAAAGUGGGGUCGCUCGGUUUAUGUGAACAUACAGAAGUUUGUGCAGUUUCAGCUGACAGUGAAUGUUGUCGCGCUAAUUGUCAACUUUUCUUCUGCCUGUCUGACAGGAAGUGCUCCUCUGACUGCUGUUCAGCUACUAUGGGUAAACAUGAUAAUGGAUACACUAGGAGCACUUGCAUUAGCCACUGAACCUCCUACGGAUGAAUUGAUGGAGCGGCAACCGGUCGGAAGAAAAGGAAACUUCAUAACAAAUGUUAUGUGGAGGAACAUUAUGGGACAGUCAUUAUAUCAAUUUGUGGUCAUAUGGUUCCUUCAGACCAGAGGAAAAUCAGCCUUUCACCUUGACAACUCAGAUUCUGAUUUGGUUCUCAACACACUUAUCUUCAACUCAUUCGUCUUCUGUCAGGUGUUCAAUGAGAUCAGCUCAAGAGAGAUGGAGAAAAUAGACGUGUUGAAAGGAAUGCUAAAGAACUAUGUGUUUCUGGGUGUUUUAACGUGCACAGUCAUCUUCCAGAUCACAAUCAUUGAAUAUUUGGGUACCUUUGCAAACACAAGUCCUCUCACUCUUCCCCAGUGGUUUGCAAGUGUGACUAUUGGUUUUCUAGGCAUGCCGAUUGCUGCUGCUGUGAAGAUGAUUCCUGUUGGGUCCAGAUAGAAGACCAAAUUAGGCUGCUAUAGACACAUUUUAAACUUCAUUUUGUUAUAUCAUGAUCAUCUAUUUGUGAUAGAACUAUAAGAUUUGGUUUGGCAUAUCAUGGUUGAAAUCACAUAUUUUGACAUCUUUAAGCCUUUUAUUAGGCAAUGAACAUUUAAUCAUUUGGCCAUAAGUGCCGGUAGGAGUCCCGUUUAGGGUAUGCUAUUCAUCCCAUUAUCAUUUCAUUUUA
Molecule: messenger RNA, 3491 nt
Organism: Helianthus annuus (common sunflower)
Lineage: Eukaryota; Viridiplantae; Streptophyta; Magnoliopsida; Asterales; Asteraceae
Product: calcium-transporting ATPase 1
Exons: 7
Coding region: 227-3262 (1011 amino acids)
Biological process (GO): calcium ion transmembrane transport
Cellular component (GO): membrane; intracellular membrane-bounded organelle
Molecular function (GO): ATP binding; P-type calcium transporter activity; calmodulin binding
Source: RefSeq, a predicted model, not a curated record